Molecule: messenger RNA, 9638 nt
Organism: Brienomyrus brachyistius
Lineage: Eukaryota; Metazoa; Chordata; Actinopteri; Osteoglossiformes; Mormyridae
Gene: ncor1
Product: nuclear receptor corepressor 1
Exons: 48
Coding region: 220-7656 (2478 amino acids)
Biological process (GO): negative regulation of transcription by RNA polymerase II
Molecular function (GO): transcription corepressor activity; nuclear thyroid hormone receptor binding
Source: RefSeq, a predicted model, not a curated record
GGACAACUACAGUGCAGUGUGCCGCAGCUCUCUGUCCGCAACAUUCGUACAGUCUGUCGUUCUUGGAUUUGAAACUUGACUGAAUCGCAGCGGCACGGAUUGGCGGUUUUCAUCCGUUACGUGUGUAUUUCUGUGUGAAAUGAGGUGGUUUACAUCCCAGGCCAUGUUCCUGCUGUGGCAUUGAACCUCGCUGAACCACAAACCCGGGUCCACGCCAGGAUGUCCAGCUCGGGGUACCCAGCCAGCCAGGGGGCGUUCAGCAGUGAGCAGAGUCGCUACCCACCCCACCCAGUGCAGUACACCUUUGGCACAGCACGCCACCAGUCGGAAUUUGGAGUCCCUGACUACCGGCCGCAUCUCCAGGAGGUCAGUGCUGCCUCCCAGCUUCUCCAGCAGCAGCAGCAACAACAGCAGAGACGCCGGCCCUCCCUGCUGUCCGAAUUCCACCCAGGAGCUGAAAGACCCCCUGAGAGGAGACAUGGCUAUGAGCAGCAGUUCCACGCUACCUCCAGUCAACCUGAGCACGAGGCCCUGGAGUCCAAGCGGCCACGCAUUGAGAGCAUCUCUGAAGCUCACUUCACACGCGCUGCAACAGGUGGUGUUGUCCUUCCUCUUCCCCAUGCUGUCCAGGAUGGCCUGAGAUCCACAGGGGAAGUCAAGAAGGAGACACAGUUCAGUGUUAAGGCAGAGGCUUCUUCACCCGGGGCUUCACACAUGGGGGACGAGCAGGACGCCUCACCCUCCAAGCUGUCCAAGGAGGAACUGAUCCAAAGCAUGGACCGUGUGGACCGUGAAAUAGCUAAGGUUGAACAGCAGAUCUUCAAGUUGAAGAAGAAGCAGCAACAACUGGAGGAGGAGGCUGCGAAGCCUGUGGAACCUGAGAAGCCAGUGUCACCCCCACCUGUGGAGCACAAGCACCGCAGCAUCGUCCAGAUCAUCUAUGACGAGAACAGGGUGUUUCCUCAUUCACAGAAAAAGGCUGAAGAGGCCCAUAAGAUCUUUGAAGGACUCGGGCCGAAGGUGGAACUGCCACUUUAUAAUCAGCCAUCGGAUACUAAGGUCUACCAUGACAAUAUCAAGACCAACCAAGUCAUGAGGAAGAAACUCAUUCUGUUCUUCAAGCGGAGGAAUCACGCACGCAAGCAGAGGGAGCAGAAGAUCUGCCAGCGUUAUGACCAGCUGAUGGAGGCGUGGGAGAAGAAGGUAGAGCGUAUGGAAAACAACCCUCGGCGGAAGGCCAAGGAGAGCCGUACACGCGAAUACUACGAGCGGCAGUUCCCUGAGAUCCGCAAACAGCGGGAGCAGCAGGAGCGCUUCCAGAGGGUUGGCCAACGUGGAACCGGCCUCUCUGCGACAAUAGCUCGAAGUGAGCACGAGAUAUCUGAAAUAAUUGAUGGCCUGUCAGAGCAGGAGAACAACGAGAAGCAGAUGCGUCAGCUGUCCGUCAUCCCACCCAUGAUGUAUGACUCGGAGCAGCGCCGGGUUAAGUUCAUCAACAUGAAUGGCCUCAUGGAUGACCCCAUGAAGGUGUACAAGGCACGGCAGUUCAUGAACGUCUGGACCGAGCACGAGAAAGAAAUCUUCAGGGAGAAGUUCGUGCAACAUCCCAAAAACUUUGGCCUAAUCGCCUCAUACUUGGAGAGGAAGUGUGUCUCUGACUGCGUCCUUUACUACUAUUUAACGAAGAAGAACCAGAACUAUAAAACACUGGUGAGGCGUAACUAUGGGAGACGGAGGGGGCGGAACCAGCAACAGAUAACGCGGCCCUCGCAGGAAGAGAAAUCUGAAGACAAGACAGAGGAAGACAAAUCGGAGAAGUCAGAGAAGAAGGACGACGAGGAGAAGAAAGACGAGGAGGAGAAAGAUGAGAAGGAGGAACCCAAGGACAUCAGAGACAAAGAGAAGUGUGACGGCGGGGAGGACGAGGACGGGAAGGAGCAGAGCGCCCCCCGUGGCAGGAAGACUGCCAACAGUCAGGGCCGACGCAAGGGCCGCAUCACCACGCGCUCCAUGGCCAGUGAGGCAGCCUCCGUGGCGGCGGAGGAGCCCCCACCUCCGCCCCCCGAGCCAGUGCUGCCUGAACCCACCCAACCACCCAAGACUGAGUCGGUGCAGAGGAAUGUGCGUGACCAGAUCAAGGCUACCCCUGUAGCCAUGGACCCACAAGCCCCCAGGGGCGCCGUGGAGGCAGGUGAAACUUCCCGCUGGACUGAGGAAGAGAUGGAAGUGGCCAAAAAAGGGUUAGUGGAGCACGGACGCAACUGGUCAGCCAUCGCCAAGAUGGUGGGCACCAAGAGUGAGGCGCAGUGCAAGAACUUCUACUUCAACUACAAGAGGAGGCACAAUCUGGACAACCUGCUUCAGCAGCACAAACAGGACGUCCGGCGCUCACGUGCAGACCGUGACGUAUCCCAGAGUGAGAGCGUGGCCUCCACCACCUCAGCGGCUGAUGAGGAGGACAACGAGGGCUACAACGAGGAGGAGAACCCAGAGGACAGUGAAGGUGCGGAGAACAGCUCGGACACGGAGAGUGCUCCUUCCCCUUCCCAGGGGGACUCAGCCAAGGCAGCUGAGCAGCGCAGUGAUGGAACUCCCCGGGACGAUGCCACACCCGAGCGGGACCGGCCCGGGAAGAGCCACGAUCCCCCGUACAGUGAGCUACGAGUCAAGCUGGAAGAGAGUCCAGAGGCAGGGGAGUCGAUGGGUGCAGACGAUCGUGCCCGCGCCCUCUAUGAGGCCCCGGUGCAGCCUAAGGCUGAGCCGCUGGAUGCAGACACCAAGCUGCCAGGCGAUGUGCGUAUCAAAGUGGAGCCUGAUGCCAAGGAGAAGGUGGACCGUGCCGAGCUGGUCGAGCAGGGGCCAGGGCCCUCCCAGAGGGGACCGCUUCGGGAGGCCCACUCAGACAAUGAUUCCAGUGCCACCUGCAGCGCAGACGAGGACAUAGAUGGCGAGCCCGACAGGCAGAGGAUCUUCUGCAUGGACAAGCCGUCCCUGCUCAGCACACCUGGCUCGGUGCUGGUGUCCUCGGCCAAGCAGGGCCACCUGAGCAUGCAGCAGCUGCACCAGCGUGCAGCCACCAUCCCCGCCAUGGUGCCAGCUCCCUUUGGGCCUGGUGGCAUGCCCCUGGGCACCCCGCUUAGUGGCUACACCAUGUUUCAGCAUCAGAUCAAGGCCGUGCAUGAGUCCGCGCACCAGGAGGAGAAGCAGCGGCAGGAUCAGGCCGACUCGGAGCGCCGGCCGCCCCCCCGCUUCGCCACACGCAGCCCCACCAUCCUGGACCGGGAGGGUAAACCCUUCACCUACAUGCCGUAUGACAUGAAGCUAGCUCUGGAACAGGAGGCUCAGUCCCAUGGUGGCACGGGAAGAUCUGCGUCACCUUAUAGGCUGUCCCCCCGGGAGCUGAGCAAGGCUUCACCACAGCCAGACCCCACUGCACCCAGCUACCGUGUCCCUCCAGUGCUACAGCCGGCUCCAAACCAGUUGCUCCAGAGCCAGUCCGACGGAGUCCGGGUGGCGUUCUCCAGGCACAGCAGGCCAGCCAACAUUCCAUCCCCGCCCCCGCUCAUUCCCACAUCCAAGCCAUCCGACAAGCCGUCCUUCAUCCAGGGGGGCUCCAUUUCCCAGGGAACUCCUGGCACAUACCUGCCCUCGCCUAGCCAAGCUGUGUACGGUCAGGAGGGAGCAAAGGGCUCAGUGGGAUCCAUAUCACUUGGCCUGCCAAGGCAACAGGACCCUGCCAAGCCUGUGUCCUACGUCAAGCAGGAGGACUGCUCGCCACGAGGGCUCAGCACACAGCCUGAGGGCCUCCUUUCCCGCACCCAAUUUGAGGGUGUUAGAGCAAACCCCAUCUGUGCCAUCCAAGAGGGGAGCAUCACCAGGGGCACUCCAGCCAAGGUGUCGGCCGAAGCUCUGCCCUAUCGAGCGGGAUCGAUCACUCAGGGGACGCCGGCCUUGCCGCAGUCCAGCAUGCCGGCAGAGAUCCUCCUAAAGAGCACCAUCACCAAGCUGGCUACGGAGGACCUGAGCAGUCCGGAGAAGGCCAGGGGGGAGGUGCUGUCCAAGGGCCAUGUUAUCUAUGAGGGCAAGAGUGGACACAUCCUCUCCUAUGAUUCAAUCAAGAAUCCGAGAGAAGGCACUCAAAGCCCUCGGACAAGCCACGACCUGAAGCGUACAUAUGACAUGAUCGAGGGCUCGAUAACCAGAGGGCACCCAGUUAGAGAGGCCACCCCUUACGAAGGCCUGAUAAGCCGGGCUUUGCCCAGAGAUGCCUCGCACCCUGAAUCCAAGGACCGGACGGUGCUCUCGGGGUCUAUCAUGCAAGGCACACCAAGGACGUCUGCAGAGCCUUUUGAAGAGGGCCACAAGUACAGCAAGCAGAUGAAGCGCGAGAGCCCCCCCAUUCGCUCCUUUGAAGGAGGGAUCACAAAGGGCAAGCCUUAUGAGGGUGUCAAUACCAUCAAGGAAAUGGGCCGCUCUAUCCACGAGAUCCCCAGGCAGGAGCUGGCCGGCCAGGAUAGUCGCAAGACCCCCGACAUGGGCUCCAUGUCCCAGGUGACGCCACUGAAGUACGAGGGUGGCGUGAGCCAGUCGGCCAUCAAGCACAACGUGAAGUCUCUGAUCACGAACCCUGCCAAGCUGCCACACACUGUGGUGCAGCUGGAUCCGGCAGAGGGCGGGGCCAAGGGCUCUGAGCGCGUGCGCCACACCUCCGUGGUCAACUCCACCUCUGUGCUGCGCUCCACACACAUGGAGGCUGGCAAGGCACAGGUCAGCCCUGGCAUGUAUGAGGAUGCAAGUGCCCGCCGGACACCUGUCAACUACAGCAACAGCUCCAUCUCGCGUGGAUCGCCGCUGCUGGGCCGCUCGCAAGAAGGAAGCAUAACAUCAGGAAAGCCGGCCAGUCUCGAGCGGAAGAGCACCCUAACCCCCACUCAGCGCGAGAGUGUUCCCGCUAAGUCCCCGGUGCCAGGGGGGGACCCCCUGUCUACCCAUAGCCCCUUUGACCCGCACCACCGGCCUGUGGUCCCGGGUGAGAUGUACCGCACCCACCUGGGCCCCACCCUGGGCCCCACCCUGGACCCGACCAUAGCCUUCCAUCGCACUCUUGACCAAGCCUACCUAUUCCAGAGACAGCCCUCCCCUACUGGUUAUCAUAACACGUACCCUCUGUACACCAUGGAGAACACGCGCCAGACCAUCCUCAACGAUUACAUCACUUCACAGCAGAUGCAAGUCAUCCCGCGGGCUGAUGUUGCCAGGGGCCUGUCGCCACGGGAACAGAUUACAAUCUCAUACCCUCCUGGAGCUCGAGGGAUUAUUGAUCUAGCCCAGAUGCCUCCCACUAUCCUGUUGCCUCACCCUGGGGGAACAGGUACACCCCCCAUGGACCGCAUCACCUACAUCCCUGGAGCUCAGGCCCCUUUCCCAACUAGGGCUUUCAACCCAGCUUCCAUAUCUCCAGGCCACCCCGCCCACCUAGCAGCGACGGCGGCCAGCGUGGAGCGCGAGAGAGAUAGGGAGAGGGAACGUGAGAGAGAGCACAGGGAGAAGGAGCGGGAGCGGGAACGUGAACGGGAGAGGGAUCAGCGCGAGCGCAUGGCUGCUGCUAGCGACUACAUGCGUGGAGCCCCUGAACAGCCCGGCCGGCCCAGCAGCCACGGGUAUUUGCGCUCGCCCUCACCGUCAGUGCGCUCACAAGAGAGCAUGAUGCAGCAGCGUCCAAGCGUGUUCCAGGGCACCAACAGCAAGAGCGUCAUCACACAGCUCAUGCCAAUGCCCACAGCCGUCUCCGCCCAAGCAGGUGCCCGCUAUAGUACAGCGGCGGACGCGCUUGCCGCUUUGGUGGAUGCCGCCGCCUCUGCCCCUCAGAUGGAUGUGACAAAGGCGAAGGAAGGCAAGCAUGAGUCAGGCCGUGGGGAGGAGACUUCGUCACGGCGAGCGACCACCGUUGUUGAACAAUCGCAGGAGGCAGAGAGGCGAGCCAUGCAGUCUCCCUACGCCCCGAUGGUCCUGAGUGGUGUCAAGGGUCACCCGGACAAGGGCCCACCCACUAAAUCUCGCAUCGAGGAGGAGCUGCGCACCCGUGGGAAGACCACCAUUACAGCUGCCAACUUCAUUGACGUCAUCAUCACUCGGCAGAUUGCCUCGGACAAGGACUCCCGUGAGAGAGGCUCUCAAAGCUCAGACUCGUCCGGUGGCUUGCCCUCCGGUCGCUACGAAGGCCCGGGGAACAGUGCUAUCGAGGUCAUCAGUCCUGCCAGCUCCCCUGUGCAACCUCAGGACAAGCAGGAGAGCUGCUUCGCUCAGGAGAAAGUGUCCCAGGGUACAGCAGGUGGUAGUCGUGGGUUUGAGAUGACCACCAGCCGGUACCGGCAGGCAGCAGAAUCAGGCUGCCUGCAGCCGCCACCCCCCAGCUCCCAGGCAGAAGUAUACGGGCCCAUUCCCAAAACGCACCGGGUCAUGACCCUGGCAGACCACAUUUCGCACAUCAUCACCCAGGAUUUCGCCAAGAACCAAGAGUCUUCCCAGCCUGCGUCUGUGACCUCAUCCGCAGCCACAUUCCAGAGCUCCGCCCAGGCCCCACCCGGCUCCACCUCCAGUAGGGUCAAACUGCCCAGCCACUACAGCCCCGAAAGCCUCAGCCAGGCGAUCCACCACCAGCGGCCGUCCAGCAGGGUGUCCCCGGAGAACGCCUCCGAUAAGCCAAGAUCACGGCCUGGGAAGUCCCCUGAGCGAGGCAGCGCUCCCCUGGACAGUUAUGAGCCCAUCUCCCCACCACAGAGCUACCCAGGGAUGGAGAAGCAGGAAGCUGUCAUACAGCCGGCCCAGAGGCGGGAGGCUGAAAGCAUGGAGCAGAGGACGGAUUCCCGCUCUCCUGGCAACGCCAGCUACCUGCCUUCAUUCUUCACGAAGCUGGAGAGUACAUCAGCCAUGGUGCAGUCCAAGAAGCAGGAGAUAUUUCGCAAGUUAAACUCCUCGGCCGAUUCCGACGUCCCGAGCGCCCAGCCUGGCACUGAGAUCUUUAACCUGCCUGCAGUAACCAGUUCAAGUGGCAUCAACCCCAGGAACCACCCCGUCAGCGACCCGGCCAGUAACCUGGGCCUGGAGGAUAUUAUCCGUAAGGCCCUAAUGGGCAACUUCGAGGACAAACAGGAAGAGCAUCAGGGUGCCGCCUCACAGCCCAGCAACAGCGGCCCAGUGGGCAUGAUGGAAGGCCGGCAGGAAGCCAGCCCCUCCCCCAGCACAGGCCAGUCAGGCAGCAAGCAGAAGCUGCUGGGUAAAGGCAGCAGCAGGAAGUCCAAGUCGCCGAACCCGGGGCAGGGCUACGCAGGAGCAGAGCGGCCCUCCUCUGCGUCCUCGGUGCACUCAGAGGGGGACUACCACAGGCAGGCCUCCACUUGGGCCUGGGAGGACCGGCCAUCGUCCACCGGGUCCAUGCAGUUCCCCUACAACCCGCUGACCAUGCGCAUGAUGAGCAGCACCCCUCCUUCGUCCAUGGCCUGCGCUUCCCCCUCGCUGCAGGCCCAGCAGCAGCAGCAGCAACAGCAGCCGCAGCCCCCUCCAGCGCAGCCUGGCACUGUGCCCCAGAGCCGUGUGUGGGACCGUGAGCCGCUUCUCUCCGAGCAGUACGAGACCCUGUCAGACAGCGACGACUGAGCCCACCCCCUCCCCCGGCCCCGCGAGCCCCACGGUGGGCUGGCCCAGCCCGGGAGUCUCCCUAUGCCCCCUGUGGGCAUUGCACUGGCCUCCCGUGGGUGCCGCACCGCGGAGGGAAGCCGAAGCCGCUGCGGCAGGGAGACAGGCUCCUCCUUCGGGAGAGAGACAAAUGCCCAGAAGCUUUAACGUGUAGUCUGUCAGCGACAAGCCAGCGUUUAGCCGAAAAAAGAAGAGAAAAACCCAACAAAAAGAACUUUAACUGUAAAAAAGCUUAAACUUAUUUCUCCCCUUUGCUCAAUCUAUUUGUAAAGAGAAAUAUGUCAUUGUAUAUAAAUAUAACUUUUGCAUUUUUUUCCUCCCUUACUUGAUACUUUCGCUUAUGUUUUUAAAUUUGCUCCAUUCUCCUCGUACGAAGGAUCUGUGUUUCGCCAGCGAUUCCACGGACAGGCUGAAGUCAACCCCCCCCCCCCCCCAUCCCUCCCCCAAUGAGCCAUGAUGCUGACACAGUGAAGCAAGCCCUUUCUGCUUGCUGUGGGGAAGGUACAUGAAUACAGAUCUUAGUCGCCCAGCACUCUGCCUGAUGCUUUGUGAAUAUCACCCAAUGAAAGGACAGAAACAUUAGCUCUGUUAACUUGACACAUGUCUUUUGCAGCACUGUGGAAAAUGCAUGGGUAUUUUAUUUUUUUCUACAGUUUGAGAGAGAUUACUGUCCCAGUAUGCAAGAGCACCGAUAUCUUCCCAUAUGUUCUUUGAGGCGAACCGCAAUUUAUUGAACACUGGUAUGGCGUCGUUUUGAAGAAAGAAGAAUAAGCUGAAUAGUGUUUUUUUCUUGUCAUUUGUUUUGUCGUUCAACCUCGUGGUAAAAUCUGCACUGCGGUUAAACCAAGUGAUUAGGCUGAGCUGAUGAUGACUGAGAUGGGAACUGAAGCUCUGGGGGUCCGUUUCUAACUGGUUUGGGAUGUUUCCACUUGCGUUGUCCUGUCAUGGUAAAAUAUAUAUGUGAACGCGCACACACACACACACACACACACACACACACACACUCUUAAAGCAUUUCCUGGUAAAAUCAGUCACGGUGCCCCUUCAAUAAACAAAGGCAGCUGAGACUUCAUUUGUAUUUGACUAUCCAAAAAAAAAUACUUACCAAACAAAAUAAAUCCUUGCACCAUUGUUGCACUUUUAGCAUCAUACCUUUCUAGAAAUAAUCAUACUACCUGUUUUAUAAAUUAUUUGAACUCAUAUAGAGAAUUUAUGCUUGCGUGUUUUAACAUUGGUAACUUUUGGAAAUCCAGAUCUUUUUGGCUCCUGUCUGUUCUUGUUACUGGUUUAUUAUUUUGUAUUGUGACGAAAUGAUCUGCAGUUUUCAUUUUGUAAAUGGUACCGUCAAGUGUAGUGAAAUCGGUGCUUUGCUCCAGUGGCUGUUAAAUGCACUUCGAUUUGCCCCUUUUCUCCAGAAUCAAGCUGAAGCUCAACUUCAUGUUAUCGACCUGUUUAUCAGUUGUUCUUUCUAUGGAGUUUGUAACAAGGUCAACGAUAACAUUAACGACAUCUCAAACGAUGUUGAACAUGCUAUAAUUUGCUUUUGCUUUUGCUCAGUAGCAAACAUAUUCUGAACUCUGCUUCGAAAUUCAUUCAUAACCUGUUUUUAAAACUCCCAGAGCUGAUGUUCAUUUUUUAUUUUUGACAUCAAUGUUUCUCAUCCUGUUCGUAAUGGGAUGUUGAGUGUUUACAACAAUAACAACAAUGAAAAAAAGUUUACAACACUUGAAUCUUAAACAGAAGGUAACCAGAAAAUGAUCAUUGAUUGAGCUCCUCAUAUGUCAUAUUUUGCAGUGGUAACUUUUUUUGUCUGUUAAAUCUGAGACUUGAAAAACUCCGCGUAUCCCACGAAAUUGAAAUGCAAUGUUUGUAUCGCACAGUGUCUCUAAGUAGUCCAUUACCAGAGUUCAGACCAAUCAAUAAAGUGGAUUAGUUCUCCAGCA